AGCUUUUCCUGCCUCUCAUGAACUGGAGCCUGGAGAGAGAAAACUCUGUUACUCACUCUGUCUCCAACUCUGAGAGGAAGUUACCACCUCUUCCCCAGACUCUGUGCAUACACACGCAUUCAGGCAGACACACACGCUGCAGGACUUAACCACAGCAACAACCGUGAAACAGUCAGGACUGUUUCUAAUGUGUUUUGGAGGGAAGGAACAUUUUUGAGUCUCUUUCAAACUCUUUCUGUGUGGACUGAACAACUUCAGGGGGACAUUUUUCUUUCCAUCACUCACUGGAUGGCCAAAUGAACUAUUUGCCUGAGGACCAAAGAUCACAGGCCUCCGACAGCAAAGGAGAGCAGAGAGAAACGAAGAGGGGCACAAUCAUUUUGCAUCCAUUCUGCAGCUUCGCUUCACAUUAUGAGCUGGGACUGAGGAUUUACAUUUUGGUUUAAUUUUUGUGAAGUGAAACAAGAAGGCAAAGUCAAAAUCAACAUGGACGUCAAGAAAAAAGAAAUGGACCUCCUAAGCAACAGUAUUGCUGCAUUUGCACACAUAAAAGCAAAUCCAGAAAGCUUUGGCCUUUACUUUGUGCUUGGAGUGUGUUUUGGCCUGGUGCUGACGCUCUGCCUCCUGGUCAUCCGCAUCUCCUGUAAGACGCGUACCAACAUUGCACCCUCCAUGCCUGAGAAGAAACACCUAAAAGACAUGAGCGAGGAGGACGAGGAGAGCGAUGACGAGGAGGACGAAGCAGGGGACGACGUUGAGGCACCGGUCCUGUUGCCCAGCACGGAAAUCCCUGUGGGGAAUCACACCAGCCAGUCGGAUGGAUCUCUGAGCGUUAACGUGUUCACUUCGGCCGAAGAGCUGGAACGUGCACAGCGACUCGAGGAACGAGAAAGGAUCAUCCGGGAGAUCUGGAGGAAUGGCCAACCUGAUAUCCUGGGGACAGGAACAGGGACUAUUGGAAGAGUACACUACUAUUAGAAUCCAUGAGACAAGAAGGGAAACACUGUGAGCUCUGAGGAGAACAUACUGUAGACCUUUGGGCGGGCCUGGUGUCCUUAAAGCCUGAGAGACUGUUUUUCAUACAAAAUGACUUGUGGAACUGGAAAAAAAAAGUGAUAAUACCACAAAUGAUGUACUUCGAAGAUAUUGCACUUCCUCUGUAGCAUCGUAUGUUCUUUUCACUUGACUACAUACAACUGAACCAAGAGAUGUGGCUAAUUUAUCCCAUUUGAAAUGGAAUGGUAAAAACGUGUAAGCCGAAGGAUUUUUGGGAAAGUUAGUCUAUCACCGGUGCUUAAUAUCAGAAAAUAAUACGUUUUUUAUGUAUAAUGAUUGAAAAAUGAAACAUUGAUUGUGGAUUUUGCAAUAAAGAUAACUUGUUCAGAGAGAGAAUGGAUGAGUUUAUGGAGAAAACCCAACAUUGUUUCUCGGUGUAUUCCUAAGAGGAUAUAAAGUUGUACUAACAGAAGGAAACUGUAUUGUUUGAACAAAUGCAUAAUAACCAGGUAAUGGGAGUCAGAUGCACAUGUCUGGUAAAUUUUUCGAUUGACAUAAACCAAAAAUGCCAACAACUAAAUUAAAAGUUAAAUCUGAGCAA
Molecule: messenger RNA, 1597 nt
Organism: Menidia menidia (Atlantic silverside)
Lineage: Eukaryota; Metazoa; Chordata; Actinopteri; Atheriniformes; Atherinopsidae
Source: the annotation of a GenBank genome assembly